AUGUCACCAACUGUUCACAAAUGUAAGAUGCAUAGUCUAUUACAUUAUUGGAACAAAGGCAUCUGUUCUGUGCCUGAAUUGACAACUGUACAAUGCAAUGUUGAAAAGCUCAAAAAAACUGGCACUUUGGAGCAUAAAGGCAGCAAUGUUCAUCCAAAGAAAAUAACAGCCAAUGUAGCAAAAACUGUUGGCCAAUAUGUUUGUCAAGAUAUAUCAGUGUCAUUGCAUUCUCUUGCCAUUAAACUUGAUAACAAUGAAAAUUUAGUAGUAGUAGUUAAUGAGGCAUUUGAAAAAGGAGAUUAUGAUACGGCAUGGGAAGAUUAUACCAAAGGAUUAAUAAUAUAUCCAACCGAUCCAAUUUUAUGGUAUAAUCGAUCGAUGGUUAAUUCAUUAAAAGGGUUUCCCGAAUUGACGAUAAUGGAUGCUAAAAGAUCAUUGGAAAUACUAGAAAGAAUUUACGAGAGGGCAGUAGAAACUUAUGAGAGAGCAAUAAACGAAAAAAAAGAAUAUCAAAAGAAAUUAAACGAUCAAUCUGAAUCAAUGAAACAAGCGUAUCCAACACUGAGAGAAUUUGUUGUCAAAAACUUAACAUUCAAAACGAUCUUCACAUUCAAUGGAAAUUAUCCUUGGGAUGAUAGAAUUUAUAAUCAUUCAGAUAAAUCAAUAAUUGAGUUGCUACAAAGUUACAUUGGUGGUGGAUUAACAAAUGAUAAUAUUAUGAUAUCCCCAGUAAAUUCUGCCAUAGAUAGAAAUAGUAACAAUGUUUGCAGUGACAAUAGCGGCAGUGAUAUUGAUGGUAGCAGUAGUCCAAGGGGAAGAAAAGUUCAACAACUAGGAAUUGUGGCGAAGAGAAAUAUUUCCAAAGGAUUGAUUGUAUUUCAAGAAGUUUCAUUUAUAAGUACUCAUCGAUUCGAUUCAUUGAAAUGUGAUUAUUGUCAUACACCUUUAAAUAAUGAAUCAAAGUUAGCAUGUGUAAAUCAAUUCUGUUCAGAUUUUUUUUGUACUCUAAAUUGUAACCAAUUGGCAUUACAACUUUAUCAUUCACCAUUAUGUGGUAACGGUUUAUAUUCUUCAUUUAAAGCAAAAACGUACAAUUUAUUACAAAUAGGUGCAAUAAACAAUAAAAUUUAUUUUGAAUUAAUGUUAACGUUGAAAUUAUUUAGUAUUGCAAAAAUUAGAAAUAUUUGUCCUUUAGAUAUUCAUGAAAUCAAAUAUCUGUCAAGUAUCAUAAAAUCAAAUGUCAUUCAAUUGAAUUCUACAUUUCAAAAAGAAGUUGUUGGAUUAUUUCCAAUAGCUGGAUUUAUCAACCAUACUUGUUCAAAUCCAAACAUAAGAGUUAGAAAUUUUCCUUUGAGUUUAGCUAGUGACAAUAAUACUAGUAAACUGGGAUAUGGUAUAAUAAUAGAAGCAUGUAAAGAUAUUAUGAAAGGUCAAGAAAUUUUGAUGAGUUAUUGUGAUUUGAGCAAAAUUGAGAAAUUACAAAAACAAUCAUUUUUAUCAAACAAUCCUUCAAUAAAUCCUACUGGUGUAGAAUUUACCAAACUUAAUGAUUUCAAAUCGCCUGUUUUCAUGGCCGUUUCAGCUAACAUUGAUACACUAUCUCCUGCAACAGCAGUUGAUAAUAAUGAUAAUCGAUAA
Entrophospora candida is the source of this 1638-nucleotide messenger RNA. The record is from the annotation of a GenBank genome assembly. NCBI's taxonomy places the organism in Eukaryota, Fungi, Glomeromycota, Glomeromycetes, Entrophosporales, Entrophosporaceae.